Messenger RNA from Annulohypoxylon truncatum, 1965 nucleotides. RefSeq names its product lipase. Lineage: Eukaryota; Fungi; Ascomycota; Sordariomycetes; Xylariales; Hypoxylaceae. The record is from RefSeq and is a predicted model, not a curated record. Gene Ontology annotation, molecular function: hydrolase activity. The coding region runs from base 578 to 1564 and encodes 328 amino acids. The transcript has a single exon.
UCGGGUUCUAAAAUAAGGAUCUUGACUCAUGGAUAAUUGCAGCUUGCAUACUGCAUGCAUAUAACUCAUGUCACGGGAUUCCCCAUAGGCAGUAAGCCUGUCUACUUGCUCGGGUUGCCGGGUCGUCGUAGUUUGCCUGGACUGCUUUCGCCAUCUUUAUCACUGCGGUGCGGUUCUGACCAGUCACCCUGCAGAUGACGAGUCGUUUUGGAGAAUAGGAGAUGGCCGGUUCCUCCGACUUCAGAUUUGUGGAAUCGAUCUCCAAGUCGAGUCUCCUCGACCCUCACCGACUGCCGAGAUUUUCUGCCUAUGCUUCACGCGAUUGGUUCAAGGGAUCGCCAGUUGGCUCUUCCCUUGCAGAGCACACACUAGGUUAGCCUGUCGCCAUCGACUAGCCCCUGUUCCUGCAAAGCUCCAACAUAAAUGUCAACCCGUUUCCUCGCCAGGCCGUCUCCGUCGAUGUAUAGACCACACGCACAACCCUCACCAAGAUCCUUUAUCACUCGACGCCGACGCAAGCCCCGUCUGCUCUGUCCUAACUAGUUGGAUUACCUUCGUGUAUUACAACUCGCUCAGAAUGCGCAAGAUUUUGGCGGGGCCAGCUGAUCGCUUGCCAAGACCGCCAUAUGAUGCCGAGAUAGACUCUAUCUUCAAAGCCCUCGGUGGCAUGCCCGAGCGAUAUGAAGUUGAAAAGCUUCGCAAAGACGCGUCAGCGCGAACUCAACCCCUCACCAGCGCCUUACUUGCUGACAAGAGCAUCAACGUUGAGGACAUCACGAUUCCAGGACCCCGACAGAGUCUAACUAUCUCGGUCGUAAAGCCAUUGGCACCCGCAGACGAAAGUCGUCCAUGCAUCUUCUACAUCCACGGCGGCGCCUUGGUCGCGGCCGAUCGCUUCGCUGGUCUGGACACCAGCGUCACAUGGGCAAGGGAGUUCAGUGCUAUCACUAUCAGUGUGGAGUACGGACGUGCGCCAGAAAACACAGGUACGGAGCCUGUAGAAGACUGUUAUGCGGCAUUGCUCUGGACUAGUAAGCAUCUGUCGGAACUGGGCAUCGAUCCUGAUCGCCUGUUACUCUACGGCACAUCUGCUGGGGGUGGUUUGGCGGCAGCAGCCGCCUUGAUGGCGCGCGAUCGAUGCGGCCCGAAGCUGUGCGGCCUUGUCCUCGAAUGCCCCAUGCUCGACGACAGAAACGAGAGGGUGUCGUCUCAGCAGUUCUCCACCGGCCCCUUUUAUAACUCAACUCUAAACAAGUUUGCUUGGAGGUGUCUCCUCGGCGAACGGGCCGGAGGCAGUGCGGUCAGUGAAUACGAAGCGCCCGCACGAGCACAGGAUCUCUCGAGAAUGCCACCCACCUUCCUCGACUGCGCUUCGGCCGAACCGUUCCGGGAUGAGAUCGUGGCCUUCGCCUCUAAAUUAUGGGAAGGUGGUGUCCAAGCAGAACUUCACGUAUGGCCGGGUGGGCCCCACGGCUACGAUCGCAUCAUUCCCACUGCGCCAUUCGCUAUACUGGCGAGGCAAACCAGGCUGGCCUGGAUUCGUAGAGCAUUUCAAACAAUUUGAAGGCUUGGCUUUCGAAGUCAUUUACCAUUGACUACGACAUUAAUGAUGUGGUUCCAUAAUCAAGCGAUUCGGUGGUCUGUUGGAGGCAAAGUGGAUUGUUCCAGGUAAAGGAGGGUACAGGUUGCCUUUCUAUCAACCUGAUCGUGUGUGCGUUCGUGCCCAACUGGUCUGACCGGUGUGUCUUCGUGGGGGUUUGCUCGGAGUUGGUGGCCGUAGUGUGGUUGCGAGCUCGUCCGCUAAAAGAGUGUGUACCAAUUACUGGAUUUCGCCAGAUAGACUCUUUUCGUUGACAUAGGGUCAUCUAUUGCCCAAAGAUGUAUUACUUACUCGCCUACCUAGGUAGAUAGUCUAUCGUAAUUAGAUAGAUAUUUAAAUUGGUAAAAAUUAUCCCGUUCCCCUAU